ACAAGCUGCCUUUCUUCUAGAUUUCAUGGACAUACACAAUAACCUCAAUAUAUAAGUUGUAAAUAGUAUAAAAUGAUAGAAUUAUUGCCGAAGCAGACAAUAUUGCAAUUGACGUCAAAGAUUCGCAGUCACGUUAGAUGCUACGCAUCAAAUCAACCUGGCGAUUUCGUAAAGGUUGUCGAAGUUGCACCACGAGAUGGGUUGCAAAACGAGAGGAAAGUGGUGCCUACCGAAAUCAAAGUCGAUUUCAUCGACAGACUGUCAACGACCGGAUUGAGGAGUAUAGAAGUUACAAGUUUCGUAUCCCCGAAAUGGAUUCCUCAGAUGGCGGAUAACGCACAAGUUUUUCGACAAAUUGAGAAAAGACACGGUAUAUCCUAUCCAGUACUAGUACCAAAUCUGAAAGGCUUGGAGAAUGCUAUCGCGGUAGGCGUAAAGGAAAUCGCAGUGUUUGGUGCAGCGUCAGAAGCUUUUUCCAAGGCAAAUACCAACCGCUCCAUUGAAGAAAGUGUGAAGAAUUUUAAGGUUGUUAUUGAGGAGGCAAAGAAGCAUGAUAUUAGAAUCCGUGGCUAUGUAUCCUGUAUUGUUGAUUGUCCUUAUGAAGGAGAAAUC
Formica exsecta is the source of this 612-nucleotide messenger RNA. Its product is annotated as 3-hydroxymethyl-3-methylglutaryl-CoA lyase, cytoplasmic-like. The annotation marks the transcript as partial. NCBI's taxonomy places the organism in Eukaryota, Metazoa, Arthropoda, Insecta, Hymenoptera, Formicidae. Gene Ontology annotation, molecular function: hydroxymethylglutaryl-CoA lyase activity. The transcript is spliced from 2 exons. The record is from RefSeq and is a predicted model, not a curated record. Gene Ontology annotation, biological process: L-leucine catabolic process; ketone body biosynthetic process.